AUGCUUCCGUCGGUUCAGGGUGAGAAGUUGAUCAGAGAGCUUAAUUUCUUCCCAAAGGAGUCCAUCAACAUCGUCGAAAAGCGUUUCAAGUUUCCCAAUUUCGUUGACCCCGACGUUUCCGACGUUUCCGCCGUAGACUUGGGUCACCAUGCCGGCUACUACACAAUUCAGCAUUCUCAUGCUGCUAGAUUCCCUGCUCCUCCUCCUUCUCCAAUUCAACAAUUGUCGCUACUUGCCAAGAGAUGCAAUGCCGUCAACCUCGCCGAAGGCUUCCCCGAUUUCCCUACUCCUCUCCACAUCAAGAACGCCACCAUCUCCGCCAUUGUUCCCGACUUUAAUCAAUACAGGCAUGUUCAAGGAAUUUGUGACGAUGUGGCAAAGAUUAUGAAACAUAUGCAUGGCUUAGAUUUCAACCCUCUAACAGAUAUAGCUAUUUGCUAUGGUCAAUCUGAGGCAUUUGCAGCAACAAUGUUUGCAAUAAUAGACAAAGGUGAUGAAGUUAUUUUGUUUGAUCCUUCAUAUGAAACAUAUGAAGCAUGUAUCAGUAUGGAUGGAGGCAUUCCAGUAAGCUUCUUUACUUCACCACCUUUUUGGACUUUGGAUUCUGACAAACUCAUGAAAUCCUUUACUACUAGAACAAAAGCUAUAGUAUUGAACAGCCCUCAUAAUCCAACUAGAAAAGUAUUCACCAAAGAUGAGCUUGAGACAAUUGCUGGAGCUUGCCACACCAGAGAUUGCCUAGCUAUAACUGACAAAGUAUACGAGCAUAUUACUUAUGACAACAAGACACAUAUAUCCUUGGCCUCACUUCCGGGAAUGCAAAGGCAAACUAUCAUCACAUUUUCCUUGUCCAAGACUUACAGUGUUACAGGUUGGAGAAUUGGAUGGGUGGUUGCUCCUGCUUGUAUUACAUCUGCAAUUAGAAAUAUCCAUACUAAAUUAACGGACUCUGCUCCAGCACCUUUCCAAGAAGUUGCCUUGACUGCUAUGAGAAGCCCUUUAGAAUACUUUGAAUCGUUGAGAAGGGAUUAUGAAUCAAGAAGAAGUUACACUAUCAGGUUGCUUGUUGGGGUUGGCUUCCAGGUUCAAUUUAAGCCUCAAGGUUCAUUUUUUCUAUUUGCAGAGCUUCUUGAGAAUUGUGCGCUAUCUGAUGUACGUGUCUUCUUUACCUAG
Camellia sinensis is the source of this 1173-nucleotide messenger RNA. The record is from RefSeq and is a predicted model, not a curated record. NCBI's taxonomy places the organism in Eukaryota, Viridiplantae, Streptophyta, Magnoliopsida, Ericales, Theaceae.